UCACCCGCAGGCACUCCUUUUCCCUCACCCGCAUCCGGCCAUCCCGCAUCCCGCACGGCACGGCACGGCCGCCGACACUCCUGCCCAUCUCCAGCCCAGCGCCGGAGUCGGUGGUCACCUCUCCAUGGCCGUCCCGCACCUCCGCGGCCUCCUCCUCCGUCGCAUCCCGCACGGCCGCUGGCUCUCCCGCAGGAUCGGAUCCCAUCCACCUCCACCUGCCAUGGCCGCCUCGCGCCUCCACCGCCUGCUUCUCCGUUGGGCCGAAUCCUGUCGCCGGCCAGCGCCAGUGCUCACAGCGCCAUGGCCGCCCCCUCGCUUACUCACGCCACCCGUCCACCACCGUGCGCUGCCCGUUGUUGGCCGUUUGUUUCGGCCGACCGGCGGCCGCCGGUACGACGUCUUCUGGGCGCUGGGACGCGGACCAGGCGGGGUUCUGUUGCUGCUGCCCCAGGUCGUCAAGGAACAAUACUGUCAAGCUGGGCGAACCCCCUUCCUCUGCUCCAAGCCUCUAGGUGCAGUUGGGAUGCAAGCCAUCCGCCCUUUGUCCACCGGUGUCGUUGCUCUGCUCCGCCCUCUGGCCACCGGCGCCGUUGCUCUGCUCCACUGCCAUCAUCGUUUGCCAGGAACCCGGUUUUAUCUACGUCUUCCCCAGGUCAACAGAGCCGCAUUUAGUUCACUACUUCUGACUAAGCUUCUUGACGUGGAGGUCAUUGAUGAUUGAUAUUGUUCACUUCCUCUCCCCACGAUCUCCCGCAAGUAACUGACUUAUUGAUCUCCACAAGUAACUGACUUAUUCCCAUUUAAAUUGGGUGCUCCACAACCCAUU
Triticum urartu is the source of this 826-nucleotide messenger RNA. NCBI's taxonomy places the organism in Eukaryota, Viridiplantae, Streptophyta, Magnoliopsida, Poales, Poaceae. The record is from RefSeq and is a predicted model, not a curated record.